Capra hircus (goat) is the source of this 5789-nucleotide messenger RNA. RefSeq names its product mucin 4, cell surface associated (gene MUC4). Lineage: Eukaryota; Metazoa; Chordata; Mammalia; Artiodactyla; Bovidae. The record is from RefSeq and is a predicted model, not a curated record. Gene Ontology annotation, biological process: cell-matrix adhesion.
AUGCGGCAAAAUAAUCUCUUCAGUCUCAUCCGGUGUGAGUCACAUGCUUGUAACAAAAUCAAAAAUGUUGACAGCACCAACCUCAACAGACAGAACGUUCUCCCCAUCAAAUGUAAGCAAUACAUCUCCAAUGACAUCAGCAACUUCUCAAAACCACCAGACUCUGAGCAUGAAGAUCACGAGAGGAACACAAACCACCACUGUCACAGCUGUGAGAACAUCAACUCUCUCAUCAUCGACACGUGCACACAAAUCUGCAGAAGGCACGUCCCAGAGGACAUCUCCUUCAAGGGCAACAACCACUUCAUUCCCACCCUAUGUGAGGCAUACACCUACAGUAACAUCAAAAAUAUGGAGGACAAAGUCCUCAGCAGACACCACUGUAGGAAACCCGAGGAACACAUCACCAACUCUACCGAGACAUAUCCAUCCAGUGUCAAUUACAGCUGGACCAGAGAAACAAUCAAGCUUACCCCCUUCCACCACUUCUACCAGGAAAACAUCAGUGUCUUCUCAGAACCACCAGACUCCAAGCAUGAAAACCACCAGUGGAACCCAAACCACCACCAUCAUAGCUGUGAAAACAUCAACUCUCUCAUCAUCGACACAUGCACGCAAAUCUACAGAAGGCACUUCCCAGAGGACAUCCCCUUCAGGUACAACAACCACUUCAUUCCCACCCUAUGUGAGGCAUACACCUACAGUAACAUCAAAAAUAUGGAGGACAAAGUCCUCAGCAGACACCACUGUAGGAAACCCGAGAAACACAUCACCAACUCUACCGAGACAUAUCCUUCCAGUCUCCACAGUGUCAAUGACAAACGGACCAGAGAAACAAUCAACCUUACCCUCUUCCACUUCUACCAGGAAAGCAUCAAUGUCUUCUCAGAACCACCAGACUCUGAGUAUGAAAACCACCAGUGGAGCCCAAACCACCACUGUCACAGCUGUGAGAACAUCAACUCUCUCAUCAUCGACAUGUGCACACAAAUCUACAGAAGACACUUCCCAGAGGACAUCUUCUUCAGGUACAACAACCACUUCAUUCCCACCCUAUGUGUUCUCCUCUUCCCCUACGGGCCAAGUGCUGGAGACCAGGAGUUUGUCAGGAGGAGCGUGGACUUCACCUCACCACUUUUCAAGCCCCAGAUCGGUUUCCUGCUUGGCUCCUUGCUCUGGAAUUCCCUCUACUUCACAGAUAAUGGCCAAAUAGUUUUCCCAAAGUCAGACUACCAGAUUUUCUCCUACCUCAACCCUCCCCUUAGAGGCUUUUCGUCCUGGGACUCUGUGGCCAUGGUGGCUCCAUUCUGGGACGAUGCUGAUUUCUCCAGCAGCCGGGGAACCAUAUUUUACCAGGUGGGCCUUUCAAAGCUCAGCACACAGGGUUCUCCAGCAGCCAGCAAGGAGAGACAAAGGCCUGUGUGGAGGGUCGUGCAAGUGUUCCUGCUGUCGGAACCCUCCUGUCAGUGGGAAUAUGAGACUCUCUAUGAUGACUACAACACACUAGUGCAGAAGGUGGAGUCUUCAAUUAAUAUGUUAACAAAGACCAGAAACUACAAAGCCAGGUGGACACUAAAGAUCACAUGAGUUCAUGUCCCCGCCUAUCCUGCCCAGGUGACCAUCGGGACCAACACCUACCAAGCCAUCCUUUCCAUGGAUGGGAGCAGGUCCUACGCCCUGUUUCUCUACCAAAGUGGUGGUAUGCAGUGGAAUGUGAGCGGGCGACCAGGCAACCCCGUCCUGAUGGGCUUUUCCAGUGGAGAUGGGUAUUUCAAAAACAGCCAGUUGACAUCCCAUCCAGUAUGGGAGAAGUAUCGUCCAGACCAAUUCCUGGAUUCCAACUCAGGCCUCCGGGGGCUACAGAUCUACAAGCUGCACAGAGAAAAAAAGCCCGAUUACCGUCUCCGGUGUCUGCAGUGGUUGAAGAGACAGCUUCAGUGGCCCAGCUGGGGCUGGAACCAGAUCUCCUGCCCUUGCUCCUGGAUCCAGGGAGUAUUGGAUUUAAGAUUCCAGUUCAGCAGAGGCAGCAGGCAGCUGUGCAGCUUCUCCUCCUGGCACGGGGGCGUGUGCUGCUGCUACGGACCCUGGGGAGAGCUGCUCCAAGGCUGGAGAGUGCAGAGUCCUUGGCAACUUGACCAAGAACUGGAGCUGCAAAACUGGUGUUGCCAUUUCAACAGCAAGCCCUCCUUCUGUGCCCUGUACCAGCUAAGGCAGCCUCCCACCCCACCCCCCCCCUGGAUGGUCGGGGACCCUCACAUCACCACCUUGGAUGGUGUCAAUUACACCUUCAAUGGGCUGGGAGACUUCCUGCUGGUCUGGACCCAGGACAGAAACUCCUUCCUGCUGCAGGGCCGCACUGCCCAGACCCACUCAGCCAAUGCCACCAACUUCAUUGGCUUUGCUGCUGAAUACCGCUCCAGCAGCCUGCACCCUAUCACGGUUCAAUGGCUCCUUAAGCCCAAUAACACAAUCCAUGUUCAGCUCAAUAACCAGUCCAUAGCAUUUGAGACUAAUGGUGAAGAUACAAAAGACCAGGAGAUCUUCAGCAGCUCUGGGGUCAUAAUGACCCACUACGGCUCCACGGUAUCAGCCAGUUUCGAUGGUGCCGGUGCCGUUGCCGUCUCCGUGCUCGCUAUCUCCCACAUCCUCCACACCUCCUGCAGCCUUUCGAAGGGGUAUCAGAGCCACACUGAGGGCCUCAGGGGCUUCUGGAAUGGCAACCCAGAUGACGACUUCAGGAUGCCCAAUGGCUCCACCAUACCGAAAAGGAGCUCCGAGGAGAUGAUUUUUCACUAUGGAAUGACCUGGAAAAUCAACGGAACAAGCCUUUUUGGCAAGAGGGACGACCAUUUGCCUUGCUUCACCCCCAUCUUCCUUUCACAACUGCUGCAAAACACGUCCUUGAAUAAAAAUUUGACCUCUUCUUGUCAUGGAGAUGAUCAAUGCGUCUUCGAUGUCCUGGCCACAAGAAGCGAAAAGCUUGGAAAGGACACUAGGGCGGUAUUUAGAAUCUACCAGCAGAUGAACACUACUCGGAAUUGGUACCCACCCUCUAUCAAGGGUCCUGAUGUGAUAAAAGCCUACAUGGGACAGACCACAGUGGUUAAUUACACCAGCAACGCUAAGGACAUCACAUUCACCCUCAGAGAAAACUGCACGGAAUUCAAGCUCUUUGAGAAUGGGACAUUGCUAUGGACACCAAAGCUGCUGGAACCAUUUACUCUAGAGAUUCUAGCAAGCAGUGACCAGGGAAGCUUGUCAUCUGCACUGAAGCCAAGGACAGUGGUCUGUGAGUGCAAGGCAGAGAGCCAGUGUUUGUACAACCAGACCAGCUGGGUGAGCAACUCCUCCCUGGAGGGCUGCGAGGCCUGCCCCCCGAACCUGACUGGGGAUGGACCUCACUGUGCAUCUCUGGAGAAACCCUUCCUCUGUCACAAGUCCUGCCCUGAGGAAUACUGCUACAACAACGGCCUCUGCUCCGUCUCCCACACUCUGGGCUGCCAGCCCGUCUGCACCUGCCCCUCAGCCUUCACCGACGCCCGCUGCUUCCCGGCUGGGAACAAUUUCACUCCAACCGUCCAUCAAGGGCUUCCUUUAAGGAACAUCCAGCUCUCUCUCACUGAAGACGAAAAUGCCUCCCAAGCAGAUGUCAACGCCUCGGUGGCCUAUAGACUGAAGAACCUGGAAUUGUGGACCUUUCUCUGGAACAGACAAGUGGAUGAAACUAAACCUUCAAUAGCACCAGCCUCAGGAAGCCGCCUUCACCACUGGAACAUCAUCUCUGAGUUCCAGUACCGCCCUGAGGGCCCUGUCAUUGACUUCCUGAACAACCGGCUGCUGGCUGCAGCGGUGAAGGUGUUCUUAGCCCCGGCUCCCCAGAUGAGGGGGAAGAGAAGUGGGGGGCCCAGGAACAAUGUGGCCUUCCAUUCCAUCUCCAGGAAGAAUGUGCACAGUGUGAUGGCUCUGAAUGUGAGCAUGCUGGCAACUUGCUUGCAAUGCAAUGGCUACAAGGACUACCGCCUGGUCUACAGCCCCCAGGGUGGCUUCACCUGCGUGUCCCCCUGCAGUCAGGGCUACUGUAAGCACGGAGGCCAGUGCCAGCACCUGCCAGAUGGGCCCCGCAGCAGCUGUGUGCCCUCCAUCUACACGCCCUGGGGCAAGUGCUGUGAGCAACUGAGCGUGAAACUCGGAGCCUUCUUCGGGAUCCUCUUCGGGACCCUGGGCGCCAUCUUGCUGCUGAGGGUCGCGGUGUUUGUGAUCCUGCGUUUCCGGGGCUCCUGGGCCCGUUUCUCCUACCCGCUGGACUCCGAGAGCUGAGGCCUCGUCCCGAACACGAACACGGGCGGCUGUGGCCUAGGAUACCUCCGGACCCACCCCAGCCUCACCUGCACACACUUUCAGGCAUCGUGCUUUUGGGAUACUGGAAAAAGGAAGAUGACUGAUGAUGAUUCAUUAUUCUUCAAGAAUGGUUAAUGGGAAUGAAUAAUAAAGUCAAGAGCACACCUUGUCAGUACAGAAGACACAGAGGCUGACAGGAAGAGGUCAUAAAGAUCUACUAUAUAAAUAAAUGGGUUCUCACGCAGACCUACCCACAGAGAGGACACCAACCUACUGAAACACAGCAGUCACAUAUCAGAGUUGAUGAGGUGAUGGCUCUAUAUUGAAAACCAAAAUACAUCUGCAUGCAAAACUCUCCAGUUCACUUCUAAUUAAAGCCUAUUUAAAUAAAAUCCUUCUGGCUUUUUGUGUUUCCAAAGUCAUGGGUUUCAUUCAUGAUUUUCCUUUGGUGGCUGAAGGUCUUGGCGCAGAGGGUGGCGGGAGCAGAGGUCAACUGGACUCAGUCCUGCUUCAGCCCUCAGUUACUCCAUGUUGGGAAGUUGGGUUGCUCCAGCCCAGAUUUGGAUCUUUUCUUCAGCUUCCAUAUCACUUUCUUCCCCUCCCCACAACACAAGUCAAGGCCUGGCCCUCUGAGGAGGAUGGUGGAGAUAUCCCAAAAGGGAGUAUCCCCAACUCUCUCCGAGGACCCCUCCCUGCCUUUCUGGUCUGCUGUUGACUGUGUUCCCUGGAGGAAGGAUUGAAUCAUGACAGCUCCCUUUCCAGGAGCCACUCCAUCCUUAGAUCUAAGGUCCCAAACCCAUGAUACACUUUCUUUGCCCUUUCCUGGGCCCCAGUCAGAGCUUUUGAGCUGCUCCAUCCCAAAGUUCCUUAGCUUCAUUCUGCUUGUUCCCAGGAACCUGAUCAAUUUCCACCCCUUCCUUCUCUCUUAGCAGGCAAAAUUUUAUCCAUAUCUGACAGAACAACUCCAGAAACAACUGGUCCACACCUCCUGUGUCUAGAGCACCUCAGUUCCAACUCUAUGCAGAAACUAGAUAGUUGCCUUUUGGUCUUAUCCCAAACCAGUAAAGAGAGAGAGAAUCUGAUUGGUGUAGCUUAUGUCAGUUGUCCAUCCCUGAUCCAAUCAAGUGUAGCCAUAGGGUAUAAAAGGUGAUCACAUGAUACGAACUUGAUGUUCAAGCUCAGACUUGUAGAUGUGUGUGAGUGAUGUUGAAGGAAGUUCCCAGAGAAGCUUGAUCUCUGAUCUAAGCAGAAGCUCCAAACUGCUUUUCAUUAGAGAAUGACUUCUCCCAGCAGAUGAAGCUCCUGCCAAUAUGUACAAGGCUGUUGUUUUACCUUCAAAUGCCCCACAGUGUAAUCAAGUCUCCAUACAGAAUCACAUUCAUUUAAUCACAGCAUUCAUGUGUCAAGAAUUAAGCACACUGGAAUUUCCUAGUAGUCCAGUGGUUAGGACU